AUGUCCGCCCCGUUUUUGAAAACCGUCAAAAUAUGGAAUCCAAAUCUCGACAGGUACUUCGAGCUCAAGAUGAUGCUAGACACCGGCUUCGAAGUCCACAAUCUCAUCACAUGGGAUGCUGUUUGUGCUCUUCAACUUACCAACGAAAUGAAUCCACGAACCGCAUAUAUUGCUACCUGCCUCAACGGCGAGCCACUGUCUUCUAUUGGUACACGUACUCGUGCUGCGUUGGAAAGGCAAGAGCUUUCGUAAGAUCUUUACGACGACUUUUCAAGUCAUCGACCGAGUCUCACUCCCGUGGGAUCUUAUUCUCGGAGCUCAAGAAAUAGAGGAACAUGGAAUUUUGAGUGUCGCUGGGUUUGCGGGAUCAAAACAUAUUCUACGGAAGGAGAAGAAAGGUAGGAAAUCGACACAUAUUCAUUCGAUCAAAAUUGACAUGCGUUACAGAAGAGAAAGUAAAAGCCGAAGAUCGGAGACGGGACCAAGACAAAAAGGCUGAGGCUAACAAAGUCAAGGUUGACAACCACAAGAGAGCGAAGGAGGAAUCGUCUACAACUUCAAAUAUUUGA
Messenger RNA from Hymenoscyphus albidus, 569 nucleotides. NCBI's taxonomy places the organism in Eukaryota, Fungi, Ascomycota, Leotiomycetes, Helotiales, Helotiaceae. The record is from the annotation of a GenBank genome assembly.